Molecule: messenger RNA, 2040 nt
Organism: Clarias gariepinus (North African catfish)
Lineage: Eukaryota; Metazoa; Chordata; Actinopteri; Siluriformes; Clariidae
Product: perforin-1-like
Exons: 5
Coding region: 102-1883 (593 amino acids)
Source: RefSeq, a predicted model, not a curated record
AAUAAAGAACAUUUAAAAGGGUGUUAAAGAUUCAGUAAGAAGACCCAUGUAAAGCGCAUCGAAUAAAACUGCUUACACACACACAUCACGAAGCAGGACACAUGCCGUGUCCAGCCAUGCUGCAUCGAUUGCAUCUGAUUUUGGUCGUCCUGGCCUCGUUUCUUCCCCCUCCAACCAGUCAGCAAUGUUUCAAGGCCAAUGAGUCUCAGUGUGCCAAAGUAGACUUCGCUCCAGGAUCUAAUUUAGCAGGAGAAGGCUUUGACAUCACCACCAUGCAACGGAAAGGAGCCUUUGUCAUUGACAUGAGCGUCUGGCUCCAGAAGGACAAGACCUGCACUCUGUGUAAAAACCCUUAUAUGAGAGGUCAAAAGCAGAAGCUCCCGGUUUCUGUGGUGGACUGGAGACCAAAUCAGAAGUGCAACAUGAAGUUGUCCAGCUCUGUCUACCAGUCCAGCGAGGCCCUGGUCAGCUCCAGCUCGUCCUCCAUAGAGAACAACUGGAAGUCAGACUUGCAAAUAAUCUUUCCAUACGUUCAGGGAUCAGUGAUGAUGGCAGGCACUAAAUCCGAUCUGGCUAAAUAUUUAAUGCAGAAAAGCAAAAACGACAAGUUCAGCUUCACCAGUCAUUCUGUCUCCUGUGGAUACUACAGAUACAGGGUUAAAAGCAAUCCACCCCUGCACCCAGAGCUACUUACUGAACUCCAAAGUCUCCCCAACCGAUAUGAUAAGACUACAAAGCAGAAAUAUUUUGAUCUGAUUGACAAGUUUGGCACUCAUUAUAUCACAAAGGUGACUCUGGGUGGAGAGGUUCGCUCUGUAACCAGCAUCAAGGAGUGCCAGGCGUCCCUUCAGGGUCUGACUGUAGACGAGGUGAAGAUGUGUCUGGAUGUGGAGACGACUGCCAGUAAGGGUCCUGCUGCAGACCUACAGAAUGAAGAUCAUCACUGCAAGCAGGCCAAGGACAAGAGUCUGAACAGAAAGAGCUUUGCUAGCAGCUUUAGGGACAGGGAAACCAGUGUGAUUGGUGGCCACAUUCAGAGUGGCGACCUGCUCUUCUCAUCAAAAACUGUGCCAAAUGCCUACAAGCAAUGGAUUUCAUCUCUGCCUGCUCACCCUGAUGUGAUCUCCUACUCGCUUGAGCCACUUCACAAAUUGCUUAAGGAAAAAAUGAUUAAAGGAAAUCUGCGCAAAUCUAUCGAGCACUACAUUGAACAGAGAGCUCUGGUGAAAGACUGCUCAAGUCGAUGUAAAACUGGUGUGAAGACCAACCCUAAAGAACCGUGCAGCUGCAGCUGCCACAACAACCCAGGUGUGGCCCUCAACUGCUGCCCCAUUCAGAGGGGAUAUGCUAAGGUUACUGUAACUGUGAUUAAAGCCAAGGGAUUACAUGGAGAUUACUGGACUCAGACCGAUGGGUAUGUCAAGCUUCUCCGCAAUGGACGGAUAGUCCAAGGAAAGACCCCUGUGAUCUUGGACCAAAACUCUCCAACAUGGAACAUGGAUUUCAAUUUUGACAAUGAGGACCUGACUCAGUUCAGAAGUGUGACAUUGGAGGUGUGGGACCAAGACAGCGGCUGGGAUGAUGACCUUCUAGGAGCAUGCCCUGUUCCACUGAAAUCUGGAUUGAAUCGAAAUACCUGCUCUCUCAAUCACGGAAUUCUUUAUUAUAAAGUGCUAGUGACGUGCAUCCCUGGUUUGACUGGUCCUUCAUGUACAAACUACAUGCCCUCUCCUAUGGACGCACAGCUGGAGAAAAUCUACGUUUCUCGAAAUGCUCGUCCAAUUCCCAGAAGCAUGCUCCUGGAGAUGGGAGUGCUCCUUGAUGAACGCAUUCCCCGUUUCAACCAGAGCAACAUCCGUAAAGCUGCAGGUUUUGAAUUGUAGACCAACUGUGUAGCUUGCGACCUUAUCACAUAUUCUUAUCAUAAUGUUUAAAGAUGGUGCACAUAAUUUUGGCAAGUUAUUACUGAACCUUUCCUGCUCAUUUGUGAUGCUUUUUGCCUUCUUAAAUGCUUAAUAAAAGUUGCAUGAAGCAAAAAAA